Anoplopoma fimbria (sablefish) is the source of this 902-nucleotide messenger RNA. It is a transcript of the gene lsm1, whose product is annotated as LSM1, U6 small nuclear RNA associated. The transcript has 4 exons. Gene Ontology annotation, molecular function: RNA cap binding. NCBI's taxonomy places the organism in Eukaryota, Metazoa, Chordata, Actinopteri, Perciformes, Anoplopomatidae. Gene Ontology annotation, biological process: deadenylation-dependent decapping of nuclear-transcribed mRNA. The coding region runs from base 99 to 500 and encodes 133 amino acids. Gene Ontology annotation, cellular component: Lsm1-7-Pat1 complex; P-body. The record is from RefSeq and is a predicted model, not a curated record.
ACACUUCCUGUACUCCACUUGAAAGAAACAUAUUUUGAAACAUUCAUGGCUUGAUGUUGCAUUAAGAUACACGAAGCAGAUUGAAUAACCAGCCCAAGAUGAACUACGUACCGGGGACAGCAAGUCUCAUUGACGACAUCGACAAGAAGCACCUGGUGUUGCUCCGAGAUGGCAGAACACUGAUCGGUUACCUCAGAAGCAUUGAUCAGUUUGCCAAUUUAGUUUUUCAUCAAACAGUUGAGCGCAUCCACGUUGGGAAGAAAUUUGGUGACAUCCCCAGAGGAAUAUUCAUUGUGAGAGGAGAGAAUGUGGUGCUGCUUGGAGAGAUAGAUGUGGAUAAGCCCUGCGACACAGUCCUGCAGCAGGUCUCCAUUGAGGAGAUUCUGGAGGAGCAACGAUUGCAGCAGCAAGCCAAACAGGAGACGGAGAAAGUCAAAAUGCUGGCCCUGAAGGACCGAGGCCUUUCCAUCCCUAAAGCUGAUAACUUGGAUGAAUACUGACCUUGAUUCCAUGAGCCUCUUUCUCAGUUUGUAUCAGACUGAUAAGUUUUAAGUUGAGUCUGAGAGUUUUUGUUUUUACAAGGCUGCGUCAUGCUUGGCCUGUAUACUGUAGUGUACUGUAUGAAUUUCAUUUGAAUUAUUUGGAGGGGAAAAAAAUGUGAUGCUGCUCUCAUUUGUGCAGAUCCUUACAGCAAAAUGAAAGAAUCAUGUGUUUAUGUAAGAUCACUCUGUCUGCAAUUUAGCAAUUAUUUUACAGCAGCACUUUCUAUUUUGUCAGUGAUAUGUCGAGCCUUUUUAUUUGGAGAUAUGUGGGCCUGCUAUUGACAAAAACUACAUGCUAUGCUCCAAUAAAGAGUUUAGUUUUUCAUUAUGGAAGGCGAGCUUGGAGAAAUUUGUGUCAUC